Messenger RNA from Diorhabda sublineata, 4006 nucleotides. Its product is annotated as protein FAM151B. The transcript has 5 exons. Bases 419 to 1243 code for a protein of 274 amino acids. NCBI's taxonomy places the organism in Eukaryota, Metazoa, Arthropoda, Insecta, Coleoptera, Chrysomelidae. The record is from RefSeq and is a predicted model, not a curated record.
AAACAGAAAAUAUCAAAAGAUCGAAACGAGUAAUAAAAUACAUGAUCUAAUAAUGUCCAGUUUUUCAGAAAAUCCUACAAUCUCAGUAACUAAUUUUCAGAUAGUAAAAACAACACACAUAAGUAAAUGUAUUUGCCUUUAGAUAAAAAAAAGAUCAUGUAUUCUUAAUACCUAAUUUCUAUAUAAUGUUUUCUGUAAACAUCUGAAUCAAUAUUUGAAUACGCCUCGUACAUUCUUAUGACGACGUGUUGUUAAUGGAAUUGUGCAUCGAAUGGGUACUAAUUAACUUCAUAAAAAUAAUGGUGUGUAGAUUAAGCAACGAAAACAAUAAUUUAUCGCUGGUGAUUUCAUGGACUAGACUAUAAAAAGAAUAAUUUUAAUCAUUUGAUGUCGGAUAAGUACAACCAUUUAUAGAAUCAUGUCUAAUGCAGAUAUCAAUAGAUUUUUUCCUCAAAUAAAGGGCGAUCUUAGUAAUGUUAUUUGGGCACAUGCAGUUAAUAGCCAAGCAUAUCUUCAAAACACCCUUCAGAACGAUGAAGUAAUGAUGAUAGAAGCUGAUGUGGUUUAUGGUUAUUUGACUGAUUCUCCAAAUAAAAUGGCUGUAAUGGCACAUUCGAUAGAUGAUACAUCAGAUUUAUCUUUAAAUAUGUUUUUACAAGAAAUAGAUAAUUUUAAUGAUAAAUCUGAUAUAUUGAUUGGAAAAGGAAAGGGAUUAAAACUUGAUUUCAAAAGUUUAGAUGCAGUAGAAGCAUCUUUGGAUUCCAUUUUAAAAUAUAAUAAGGGAAAGUAUCCAUUUUGGUUGAAUGCGGACAUAUUGCCCGGCCCUAAUUAUGACAAAAAUGAAUUUAUAAAAGUUAAUCCUGUAGAUGCUGAAGGAUUCUUAUCUGCUGUAAAAAAAUUCCAGUAUUCUAUUUUAUCUCUUGGAUGGACGACAAAACUAAGCAAUGCAAAUCAGAAUUAUUCACAGAAAUAUAUAAAAGAAAUGCUAGAAGUAAUCGAAAAGAAUAAGGUAAGCAACGAAUUAACUUUCGCUGUUCGAGCUGGUCUAGUGGCCAAUAGUUUACCGGAAAUGAAAGAAUUGUUGCUAAAUGACAAUUCCACUUUGACGAUUUGGUCAUCUCAGGACGAUUAUCCAGGAAAAGUUGAUGUAGAGAAUUUGAGGAAAGUUAUUUCGGAUAUUGGUGUAUCGAAAAUUUUUAUAGACGUACCGCAUAAUUUAAGAGAGGCAUUACAUUUAAAAUAACGAUGUUAAGUGUAGCAUACAUUGAAGACUCUCUAGAUACACACCGUUAAUCGGGAUUAACGGAAUAAGAUCAUCGAUUUACACUCAUUUCUUUUUCUAACCGACUGCUUCAUGUAACAUAUAUCCAUUUCUGUACUCAUUGUAUACUUUAUGUAUUCAUUGCUUUGUUCAGUGAAAGGUAUCCAAAUAACAGCUUGAUGUAUCAUCGAAAGAUUUUUUACAAUAGGAAGCAUUCAUGCAUUCAUUAUAAGAAGAAAGACUCCAGGUCUAGGUACUUUAGUUGCUUCACAUUCAAUGAAUGCAGAUUCCAAAAUAUCAUUAUGAAAUCGAAUUUACAGGGAAUUCAUACAGCAAACACAGUCAAAAUCUAUCGCACUUUAGAAUAACAUAAUGAAGUAAGGUGAUGUUUGUCUUUUGGGAGUUUAAUUUUAGAAAGGAAAAAUUCUCAGAAAUAGUGUUCCUUUUCUCAAAACUGUCCAUAUUAGAGCGGAAGAAAUCCCUAUUUUCUAAUUAAAGCAAGUUUUAAAAAAACUGAAUGGUACGAACUUAUAGAAAUCAUCGGACUUUUUUGCUGUCUUAAUAAUUCUAUCUAAAGAAUUACUGAUUGGGUAAAAAAUCAGUUCAGUGAAAUAUGAUUUGAAAGCAUGGGGAAGGGUAAAGCAAAUAGUUUAUCGAGGACAUAUUUCAAAUGAUAGUGAAAUUAGUGGAGUCUAAAACCGAGCUUACAUGUGUCAAGUAGCUAAAGCAAGUUACUAAAUCGAGUAGCUAAAUUUAGUUGAUUUAGUACUUGCACAAGUACCUAAUUUAGUAAACUGUUUAGUCAAUUGAAUAGAAACAAUUUCUAUUACUUGAGCAAGUAGUUUCUCCCACCACUGCUUCCGGCAACUAAAACGCCGACUAAACCAGUGUAGACAUGUUGGUUUAGUCUAGUUCAUUAGUACAGAGUGAGGGGAUUAUUUUUAUUUGAUUUGGUAACGCUUAUUUUUAUUUUUCUUCAAUUCUUCUGCAAGUGUUUCUGAUAAUUCACCACAUAUGUCCGAGAUACAAUGCCGUGUUGCUGCGCGUAUUUUUUCAGCCAUGUUUAAUUCCACAGUACUAAAUGACAACUAAAAUUUGAUUUGAUCUUAACGUUACCACGAUCGCUGGCCAAAGGAACAAGGUAACUACCUCUUCAAUCGUCAAAUUCUCAGUCGGAAAUAUCACGACUUCCGCAAAUAUAAAAUUUAAAAAUUCAUGAUCAAAUCCAUAAUCUACAUCGGUUGACAGUCAAAAGGAAAAUAUGAACUAAGUUAGCAGCAGACUUCUUGAGCAAAAUCGGGUCACACGUCAUGACGACAAUCUAGCCAGGUGCAACAAUAGCUCAGUUUCAAAAACACCAGCUAACAAAUCACUCCUCAAAACAACCUUUCAACGGACUCAACAACCAAAAAUCAAUAUCCGCAGAAUUUACAAAAUACUGCACGAAUAACUUAAUUCGUGAACAGUUAACUAGAUGCUGCUCUUACAAGCAACAUAGUUCCGCAACCAGUUAUACCACGUCUGGCAAAUUUCCAAUAACGCUUGCGUCCUGUAGGCCAAUACUUAACCUCAAAAGAAAAUAAACCAAAAUUCAAUUUGUUUAUAUAAAAAUAAUUCCACAAAAGGACAAAUUAAACUGUGCUAAAUAACUUAAAUUCCAGGAACCCAGUAUGUCACCAAUAAGUACAUACAAAACUACAAAAGAGAUAUGAAGUAUAAUAUGUAAAUAUUUCUACUCAAAGAUAAUAUGACAAAAUAUCUUAAAGAAAAUUAUCUACAAAAAGAAGUUGGUAGGUUUAUAUCGUAUAAUGUUUAUAACAACAAAAGUAACACAAGCGUGAGCAGUGAAAACGUUACAGGGUCUUUUCAAGAUCUUAAACAAACGUGUGCGGUGUGCACCUUGAGAGACUUAUUGUAUUCUUUCAAAUAACUAUUUCAUCUAAAUCUUUUUUUGUUUUUCGACUAAGGGACAGUGAAUAUUUUAUUAAUAAAUUAGAGGACAAUAAAUUGUAAGUCGUUUAAUAAUUUAUUUUAAUAUUUACAACUAGACUAACAUUUACUAUAAAUAAAAUAGUACAUAAUUAAGCAACAGCAUAAAUUGCACCACAAAGUAAAAAUAAAAGUAUACUGAUUGUAGAAGAUGAUCCACUUGAUGGUUCUACUACGAAUGUAUCAAAAACAACGUUUCCGUCUUCGACGUCUUUAGCCAAACCGUACACUUUAUUAUCGCAAAUUAAAGGGCUACCCAAUACUAAUUUACUAAUGUUUAAUAAAUCCAAACUAACUUGUAAAUUUAAAUCGUUAAUAACAAUAUUUUGCACUUUUUGAUAAAUAGGAGUGUCGUUUUCAACAGUUACAAAUGUACAGUUAUACAGGUCUGUUAUUGUCGCGCUUAUUUCGGCGGGGUUUGUUGUAAAAUUAUCCCUGUUUACUACGGGUAAUGUGAUUAUUUGUUGAUUGUAAGAUUUUGGCGUAUUCAUUAUUUCUACCGUAGCAUUAUAAUCGCUUAAUUUUUGAGCGAAUAAUUUACAUAAACGCAUAUUGUUUUUGAUAUUUUCUAAUACGAUUUGAUUGAUAGCGAUGGAUUUGUUGAUAAAAAUACCCAAGUACGUUAUGUUGUCUAAAUUGAACUUAAAAUCAUCAAGAAGAUCAGAAAAUACUACGAUGUUAUUAACGUCUUCUAUAUUUAUGUUCGUAAAAUUCCACAGUUUAAGUGCUUUUUCCUUAUUAAAACCGUACUUAUUU